This is a messenger RNA of Parasteatoda tepidariorum (common house spider), 2798 nucleotides long. The record is from RefSeq and is a predicted model, not a curated record. NCBI's taxonomy places the organism in Eukaryota, Metazoa, Arthropoda, Arachnida, Araneae, Theridiidae.
AAAACCAAAUUUCUUAAAAUGAAUUUUAUAAUCCAAAGGAAUAAUUAGUUUUUAUUUUUAUUAGGUUUCAUAUAAGGAUGAUACUGUGUGUAGACCCCGCCGGAUCACAUUAUGGUUGCAUAAUGAUCAUUACGAUGUGAUAAAGAAUCUCCCUGGUUUUUAUGCCUCCUCUUUCUAUUGUGAGAAGUGCGACAAGCCGUACAGUCACAGAGAAGAACAUAAAUGUCCUAAUUCUUGUUGGAUAUGCAGAAGAGAAGAAUGUCCACAAGAUAACACUAAGAAAAGGUGUCCGGAUUGUAAUCGCCUGUGCCAAUCAACAAAUUGUUUUGAUGCCCAUAAGAGUAAAACUGGAAAUCAACAAUUAUCUCUGUGUGACAAAGUAAGUUUAUGCCUUUUUUUUCCUUUCUAUUUUUUGUAAUUAUUACUGUUUGCGUACUACGAUAUAGUUAUAAUUGUUCUGUUGGUAUAGUUUUUUUUUAAAUUACAUUUUAUUUCAUAAGAUAUUUUUUUUCAUGCUUUCAGAUUUAUCAGUGUGGUACUUGUCAUAAAGUGAUACAAAGACGAACACAACUUAUUUCUUCUCACAAGUGUUACACCACUAAAUGUCCCUCAUGUAAACAGUUUGUGAGUGCUGAACAACAUAGGUGUUUCUUGAAAAAAAUUGAUCCAAAGCCCCCAUCUGAAAAAUUAAUCUUCUUCGACUUCGAGACGGAUCAAUCUACUGGAGAACAUAUUGUGAAUUUAGCAGUAGCCCAAACAGCAGAUGGCACAGAAUUUGUUUUCAAAGGAUAUACAGCCUGUCACGAUUUUUGCUCUUGGUUGUUUGAUGUAAAACAUAAAGGUUAUACUGCUAUAGCUCAUAACAUGAAAGCGUUCGAUGGACAGUUUAUUUUAGCCUGGCUUAUUGAGCAAGGAACUAGACCAGUGAUUAUCCCAAAUGGCUCAUUAAUCAUGAUGAUUCACCACAAUGCACUUCAUUUACGUGUCAUAGAUUCCAUAAAUUUCAUGCCGAUGCCUCUGGCAAAACUGCCAUCAACUUUUGGAUUAGACGAACUGAAAAAAGGGUAUUUUCCUCAUUUGUUCAAUACCGUUGGAAAUCAAUCUUAUGUAGGACCUGUACCUGACAAACAGUUCUAUUCUCCGGACUCCAUGAGCAGUUCUGCUCGUGCUGAAUUCAACCAAUGGUAUAAUCAGGAAAAGGAUAAAGUGUUUAACUUUGAAGAGGAAAUUUUAGCAUACUGUAGGUAAGUAAAGAAAAAAUUAAUAUUAUAUUUUUGUAAUAUUAAAUGUAAUAUAAUGUUUUUUGCAAUCCUUGUUUUGAAAAUUCUUUAACUCCACAGAUCAGAUGUUGAUAUUUUAAGACGGUCUUGUAUGAUUUACAGAAAGGAAUUUUUAGAUGUGGGAGGCGUCGAUCCUUUUGAGUAAGUACACAUAAUUUUAGAAAGAGUGUUUUUUCCUGUAAUGAUAGUUAAUUUAGUAUGGAUUUAAAUUGUAAUUUAUUUUAGGUAUGUAACUAUUGCAUCAUCUAGUAUGGCCAUAUUUAGAAGUGGUCAUAUUCAACCAGACACCAUUGCUAUGGUUCCCGUUUCUGGCUACACUACGAAAGUCAAUUACAGUCCCGACUCUAUUAGAUGGUUAGAUUUUUUAGUUAUGAAAGAUAGUAUCAGCAUUAAACAUGCACUCAAUGGAACAGGUGAAGUCAGGAUAGGUGGACAUUUUGUGGAUGGAUUUUGUGAGAGUACAAACACUGUGUAUCAGUAUCAUGUAAGUAAUGAAUCUAAUGAAAUGUAUGAGUCUUUGAAGCUGUAUAUAUUUUUUUAAAAUUUAUGUGUACAUGAUAUUAAUUUUAUUUUAAGGGUUGUUUCUAUCACGGUUGCCUCAGUUGUUUUGAUGGGGAUCAGAUUCAUCCUUUCAAAGGUGUAACGAUGAGAGCUCUACGACAAUCAACUGAAGAGACGACCGAAAAACUACGUGCUCUUGGUUAUGAUGUGAUAGAGUGUUGGGAACAUCAAUUUCGCAAUUUAAAGAAAGAUGAUAGGGAGCUCAAAGAAUUUCUGUUCUCUCACAAGUUAAAAGAUCGCCUUAUUCCCCGAGACGCAUUUUACGGUGGCAGAACCAAUGCUAUCAAACUUUUUCAUGAAGGGAAUGCCAAAUAUGUUGAUUUUACUUCUCUUUAUCCAUGGGUAAUUAUUUGUAACUCCUUUUUUCGUUUAUGUAGUUUUCUGAAUAAUUUUUAUGCAUAAUUUUUUAUGUUUAUGUUUUUUUUAUGUUUAACCUAGGUGAACAAAUAUUGUAAAUAUCCUGUUGGUCAUCCCUCCAUUAUCACUGAAGGUUUCAAGUCAUUGGAAAAUUAUUUUGGGAUUAUGAAGUGUACCAUUCUUCCACCAAGAAAACUGUUCUUACCAGUGCUGCCCUACCGGAGUAAUAAGAAACUAAUGUUUCCACUCUGCAGGACAUGUGUGGAAACACUCCAGCAGAGUCCAUGUAUACAUUCAGAUGUUGAGAGAGAAAUAACUGGGACAUGGGUAACAGAGGAGGUGAAAUUAGCCUUGAAGAAGGGAUAUGAAUUAAAAGAAGUAAGCAUACUUAAUUAAAAAGAAAACUUCCUCUUUAUUACGUUGAAUUAAAAAUAAAAAUAAAUCAUUUCUUUUUUUCAGAUUCACGAAGUUUACCACUUUGAAGAGUCAUCUUCUACGCUCUUUAAGAACUUUAUAGAUUUAUUCUUAAAGAUCAAGCAAGAAUCGAGUGGAUGGCCCGUUGAAUGUAACACUGAAGAGGAGAAAUUAAAGUAUAUUGAA